Molecule: messenger RNA, 1432 nt
Organism: Mycotypha africana
Lineage: Eukaryota; Fungi; Mucoromycota; Mucoromycetes; Mucorales; Mycotyphaceae
Exons: 3
Coding region: 149-1009 (286 amino acids)
Source: RefSeq, a predicted model, not a curated record
AACUUUUUUCUUUUUCAUAUACAUCUUUUUUUGUUUGACAACAAAACCACCAGAUACCUAACAAUACAUACUCGAUACACACCCACUUUCCUUCAAACAGUCAAAAUACAGUUAUAAGCUUUUAUUUCAAGAAUUCAUCUAUUUUACUAUGCUCUUUCAUCGUUCCAGCUUCCUCUUUGCUAUUUCGUGUGUCGUGUUCUCAGUUACUAAUGUGAAUGCAUUCCCCGUUCAACAACAACAGCAACAACCAUUAUUAUCCACCACCCCUUCCCACCGUUCAUCAUCAGCGCCUAUUUCAACUGUAGAAACUGCCUUUCUUUUAACAGAAAGUCUAUCCGAAUAUUAUGAAAAUAUCAUCGAUCAAGUGAUGCUUGACGUUUCUGAAGAAGUUUUAUCGACUCUUCCUAGAAUGUUGAGCAGUCAAGACGACGUUGAAGCUCGUCAACUGGCUGAAAAAUCGUUCAACCGCAAUCUUAACUUUAUGCGUGCAAGUUUAUUAGCAUCUAUUAAUCCACUUAUUUCAACUGAUCUCCCUCAAAUUGAUGGCUUCUCAACUUCGAUCAGUGCAAAGGAAGCAAAGAAGCUUGAAGCCACGUUAACGAAAUCCAUUUUGACCUUGAAUAAAAAGAUCAGUCAUCAAUUAGGCUUGAUUGUCAAUGCUGAACGCUCUUCAUCUAUUCUUAUUCGUCAAGCGAUUCUUCACAACAGCAACCACAACAGCAGUCAUAAGAAUAAGGUGGUAACAGUAGAAUGGCAUUUGCGUAAACCUUUCCAAAUCAACAUUAUUCAUGAAGAAGAAGAAGAAGAAGGAGCAUCCGUCGCUACGACCGCCACCCAUGACCACAAGGACAGCGCCAACCUAGUGACAACAACCACCAACGUAGCUACUGAAACUCAAUGGCUUUAUCAGGAAUUGUCUACUGUAGAAACAGAUUUAUUGAAUGAAUUUGAUGAUCGCGUAGAAGAAGCUGUACAGUUGGUGAUGGAAACAUUGGCACUUGAUCUUUAAAACAACAAAAACGAAAAAAAAAAUACCCUAUUUCUCCCCCUUUUUUCUUUGUUUUCUCCCUCCCCACUCCUUCCCCUCCCCUCGCUCACUCAUUUCAUUCUGCUGGUUUUUUUUUUUCUUUUUCUUUUUAAUUGUAUAUUUAUGAAUUAAUAAUAAUCAUCAUCCUCAUCAUUAUCAAAAACCAAUCAUAUUGCUUGUAGACAUGGAUGAAUUGUAGAAAUAGCAUUUCGUUACACUACAGUUUUUGUUGGCCUUUAUUUAUUUUUUUUGGGUAGAAAAAUAAGUGAUACAACCGUGUGUUUGUUGGAAUUUUUUGAGAGUCCAUUUUAUUGGGCAAUGAGAUAUGGAUCCCCUUCUUGUUGUUGUUAUCUAGAUUUAUCCUACGAAUAGCAAGACAUUCCUUGGGAAGGAAAAAAAAAAAAA